AUGGUCACAAGUUCUGGCUACGCGCUUCUGGCAGCACUCCUGCCAUGGAUAGUUUGCAGCAUUCGAGGGGUACUGGAACCUGAAGGCUCAGAUCCCGAGGAGGUGCCCAAAGAUGAAGAUCGCUUGCAGUGCCUUCGGCAAGACAACUUGGACCUCGUCGGGACCGCGGACUUCGCCAGCCGCUACAUCCUGCGCCAGGUCGUAGGUGUCAAUGAAGACGACACCGAGAGCGACAUUUACCUUUUUGCUGACAAGUUUCGCAUCAGCCGAGUGCAGGCCGAGUUAAAGUUAAGUCGCACCGGUGCAGAUGCUCUGGCAUUCGAGCUCGUGGGGAGCAACUCUACUGAGAAGCAUACUGGACUUGGCAGUGCAGACAUGAGGAUCCGAGAGUUCCAGCUCGUGACCCAGAGCUCAGUGAUCAGUUGUGCUACAAGUCUGGCUUCGAGCCUCGCAGAGGAUUGCGACGACCCAGAAGAGCAGCAGGCCACCGUCCUUUUUCACCUCGCCGGGACGAUACGUGCAAAGAAGCACAAAGGUCGCUGGGAGGCGGACAUCGUUACGAAGGAGGCGCGGGCAUUUGAUACAGCUUUUGAGAUGAUUGGUUCCUAUCAUCGGUUAGGAAUAUUGUUGAUUGAUAUCCUUCCGUGGCCUUUUUGGGUCGAGGCGAUCGCCUCCAAGGACGACUGGGAUGCCCAAGUGCGGGCCGUGAUCAAGGCCGUGAUGACCAAGGCUAUCGACGUGAUCGCGGUCAGGGCGGAGGAUAUGGGCGCGGAUAUGAUCGCCCUUUACACUGACGUGAAAACCUACAGCGGGAACGAGCUCGCCGAGAUUAUGCAUGAUGGAGCAGCUGUGGCUCCAGUGCCAAGGGGCCCGCCGGCGAUCGCCCAGGGUGCUUGGGCGGCUGUCGAGCCGGUCAACUACGAUCAGCACCUGAGGUCGACGGCAAAACUCACGCCGCAGACGGUCGCGCAGAUGACGGGGCCGGUCACCGAGGCUGAGCCUGAUCAGGGCGUCUCGGAGUCCAAGAGCUCUUCUUGGCGCACGGCUAUGCUCGCGAUGGAGGUUGACUCUCCAAGCAUGUUCGCUGCCACAGCUUUCAAGUGGACGGCAAAACGCCUCCGAAACUGUCUUUCUCGGAGUCGCUCCGCUACCAGAUGGGCUUCGCUGAAGAUGCGAGAAAGUACCGAGACAACGA
Molecule: messenger RNA, 1195 nt
Organism: Symbiodinium necroappetens
Lineage: Eukaryota; Dinophyceae; Suessiales; Symbiodiniaceae
Source: the annotation of a GenBank genome assembly